This is a messenger RNA of Odobenus rosmarus divergens (Pacific walrus), 4242 nucleotides long. It is a transcript of the gene GNPTAB, whose product is annotated as N-acetylglucosamine-1-phosphate transferase, alpha and beta subunits. The coding region runs from base 110 to 3883 and encodes 1257 amino acids. Gene Ontology annotation, cellular component: Golgi apparatus. The transcript is spliced from 21 exons. NCBI's taxonomy places the organism in Eukaryota, Metazoa, Chordata, Mammalia, Carnivora, Odobenidae. Gene Ontology annotation, biological process: N-glycan processing to lysosome; carbohydrate phosphorylation. Gene Ontology annotation, molecular function: UDP-N-acetylglucosamine-lysosomal-enzyme N-acetylglucosaminephosphotransferase activity; calcium ion binding. The record is from RefSeq and is a predicted model, not a curated record.
UGUGACCUGAGCGCGGCGGGCGGGCAGGGGCUGCUGAAUGGCGGCUCUCUGAGGCGGCAGCGGCCGUGGCUGCUCGGGGCGUGGCGUGGCGUGGCGUGGCGGCGGCCUGAUGCUGCUUAAGCUCUUACAGAGACAGACCUAUACCUGCCUGUCCCACAGGUAUGGGCUCUACGUCUGUUUCGUGGGCGUCGUGGUCACCAUCGUUUCUGCCUUCCAAUUCGGAGAGGUGGUUCUGGAAUGGAGCCGGGAUCAAUACCACGUUUUGUUUGAUUCCUACAGAGACAAUAUUGCUGGAAAGUCCUUUCAGAAUCGGCUCUGUCUGCCCAUGCCGAUCGACGUGGUUUAUACCUGGGUGAAUGGCACAGAUCUUGAACUACUGAAGGAACUACAGCAAGUCAGAGAACAGAUGGAGGAGGAGCAGAAAGCAAUGAGAGAAAUCCUUGGGAAGAACACAACGGAACCAACUAAGAAGAGUGAGAAGCAGUUGGAGUGUUUGCUGACACACUGCAUCAAGGUGCCGAUGCUCAUCCUGGACCCAGCCCUGCCAGCCAACGUCACACUGAAGGACCUGCCAUCUCUUUACCCAUCUUUUCAUUCUGCCAGUGACAUAUUCAAUGUUGCAAAACCAAAAAACCCUUCCACUAAUGUCUCAGUUGUUGUUUUCGACAGUGCUAAGAAUGUUGAAGAUGCCCAGAGUGGAAUGUUUAAAGGAAACAGCAAACAGACAGUUUGGAGGGGCUAUUUGACCACAGAUAAAGAAGUCCCUGGGUUAGUGCUAAUGCAAGAUCUGGCUUUCCUGAGUGGAUUUCCACUGACAUUCAAGGAAACAAAUCAACUAAAAACAAAAUUGCCAGAAAAUCUUUCUUCUAAAAUAAAACUGUUACAGUUAUAUUCAGAGGCCAGUGUAGCACUUCUAAAACUGAAUAACCCCAAAGAUUUCCAAGAACUGAACAAGCAGACAAAGAAGAACAUGACCAUUGAUGGAAAAGAACUGACUAUAAGUCCUGCAUAUUUAUUAUGGGACCUGAGUGCCAUUAGCCAGUCUAAGCAGGAUGAAGAUGUUUCUGCCAGCCGUUUUGAAGAUAAUGAAGAACUGAGAUAUUCACUGCGAUCCAUUGAGAGGCAUGCUCCUUGGGUUCGGAAUAUUUUCAUUGUUACCAAUGGGCAGAUUCCAUCUUGGCUGAACCUUGAUAACCCUCGAGUGACAAUAGUCACACACCAGGAUGUUUUUCGAAAUUUGAGCCACUUGCCUACCUUUAGUUCACCUGCUAUUGAAAGUCACAUUCAUCGCAUUGAAGGGCUGUCCCAGAAGUUUAUUUAUCUGAACGACGAUGUCAUGUUUGGGAAGGAUGUCUGGCCAGAUGAUUUUUAUAGUCACUCCAAAGGUCAGAAGGUUUACUUGACAUGGCCUGUGCCAAAUUGUGCUGAGGGCUGCCCAGGUUCCUGGAUUAAAGAUGGCUACUGUGACAAAGCUUGUAAUAAUUCAGCCUGUGAUUGGGAUGGCGGUGACUGCUCUGGUAACAGUGGUGGGAGUCGCUAUGCUGCAGGAGGCGGAGGUACCGGCAGUAUUGGAAUUGGACAGCCCUGGCAGUUUGGUGGAGGACUAAAUAGUGUCUCUUACUGUAAUCAAGGAUGUGCGAAUUCCUGGCUUGCUGAUAAGUUCUGUGACCAAGCUUGCAAUGUCUUGUCCUGUGGGUUUGAUGCUGGCGACUGUGGGCAAGAUCAUUUUCAUGAAUUGUAUAAAGUAACUCUUCUCCCAAACCAGACUCACUAUGUUAUUCCAAAAGGUGAAUGCCUGCCUUAUUUCAGCUUUGCAGAAAUAGCCAAAAGAGGAAUCGAAGGCACCUAUAGUGACAAUCCAAUAAUUCGACAUGCCUCUAUUGCCAAUAAGUGGAAAACCAUCCACCUCAUAAUGCACAGUGGAAUGAAUGCAACCACAAUACAUUUUAAUCUCACAUUUCAAAAUACAAACGACGAAGACUUCAAAAUCCAGAUAACAGUAGAGGUCGACACAAGAGAGGAACCCAAAGUGAAUUCUACGACCCAGAAGUCUUACCAAAAUUUGGUUAGCCCCACAACACUUCUUCCAGAGGCGGAAAUACUGUUUGAGGAUAUUCCUGAAGAAAAACGCUUUCCAAAGUUCAAGAGACAUGAUAUUAACACAACAGGAAGAUUCCAAGUGGAGGUGAAAAUUCCCCUGGUAAAUAUUUCACUCCUUCCCAAAGAGGCCCAACUGAGUCUCAGUAACUUGGAUUUGCAACUAGAACGUGGAGACAUCACUGUGAAAGGAUACAACCUGUCCAAGUCAGCCUUGCUGAGAUCAUUUCUGAGUAACUUACCAGAUACUGAAGUAAAAACAAAUCAAGCUGUAAUAACAGAUGAAAGAAAUGACAGUGUAGAGGCCCCACUGGAAAAACAGGUUCACAAAAGCAUCUUGCCGAAUAGCUUGGGAACAUCUGAAAGAUUGCAGAGGUCGACUUUUCCAGCAGUGACAAUGAAAGUGAAUGGUCACUACCAGAGUCAGAAUCCACCCCCGGACUUAGAAAUCGAAGAAAAAUUUAAAUCUGAAAUUCUGACCCAAAAAGUAAGAGGUGGAAGCGUGUCAAUAGAAAAACUCUCAUCUCGGAUUGUUCCACUGGAAAAGCAGAUUACAAAAGAAAAGAAAAUCACAGGGAAAGAACAAGAGAAAAACAGAAUGGAGGAAAAUGCAAAGAACUACAUAGAUAAUAAUGAAGUACUACCUGGAAGAAAACUGCAGCAUUAUACAGACAGUUACCUGGGUUUUUUGCCAUGGGAGAAAAAGAAGUAUUUCCAAGAUCUUCUUGAUGAAGAAGAGUCAUUGAAGACACAACUGGCAUACUACACUGAUAGCAAACACACUGGAAGGCAACUGAAAGAUACAUUUGCAGAUUCCCUUCGAUAUGUAAAUAAAAUUCUAAACAGCAAGUUUGGAUUCACAUCUCGGAAAGUCCCUGCACACAUGCCUCACAUGAUUGACCGAAUCGUUAUGCAAGAACUUCAAGAUAUGUUCCCUGAAGAAUUUGACAAGACGUCAUUUCACAAAGUGCGCCAUUCUGAGGAUAUGCAGUUUGCCUUUUCGUAUUUUUAUUAUCUCAUGAGUGCCGUUCAGCCACUGAAUAUAUCUCAAGUUUUUGAUGAAGUUGAUACAGACCAAUCUGGUGUCUUAUCUGACAGAGAAAUCCGAACACUGGCUACCAGAAUUCACGACCUGCCUUUAAGUUUGCAGGAUUUAACAGGUCUGGAACACAUGCUAAUAAAUUGCUCAAAAAUGCUCCCUGCUAAUAUCACUCAGCUGAACAGUGUUCCACCAACUCAGGAAGCAUACUAUGAUCCCAAUCUGCCACCAGUCACUAAGAGUCUAGUAACCAACUGUAAACCAGUAACUGAUAAAAUCCACAAAGCAUAUAAGGACAAAAACAAAUAUAGGUUUGAAAUCAUGGGAGAAGAAGAAAUUGCUUUUAAAAUGAUUCGUACCAAUGUUUCUCAUGUGGUUGGCCAGUUGGAUGAUAUAAGAAAAAACCCCAGGAAGUUUGUUUGCCUGAAUGACAACAUAGACCACAAUCAUAAAGAUGCCCAGACAGUGAAAGCUGUUCUCAGGGACUUCUAUGAAUCCAUGUUCCCCAUACCAUCCCAGUUUGAGCUGCCAAGAGAAUAUCGAAACCGUUUCCUUCACAUGCAUGAGCUGCAGGAGUGGAGAGCAUAUCGAGACAAAUUGAAGUUUUGGACUCACUGUGUACUGGCAACAUUGAUUAUGUUUACUAUAUUCUCAUUUUUUGCUGAACAGUUAAUUGCACUUAAGCGGAAGAUAUUUCCCAGGAGGAGGAUACAGAAAGAAGCUAGUCCCGAUCGAAUCAGGGUAUAGAAGAUCUUCAUUUGAAAAUCAUCUACCUCAGCAUUCACUGAGCAUUUUGAAACUCGGCAUCAUAGAGGUGUCUUCAUGAUGUGAUGCUUAGCCAGCCUGGCCUGAAGAAGGAAAAGCAUCCAGUACAAUACUUGUUUUGUGGUAUGAAUAUAGCCUACUGACCAGGAAUUGUUUAACCAAGACACAGAAAACUUGUGUGUUGAGUAGCUCUGACCUGGUUUUACUUUUAAAGCAUUUGCUCAUGGACCCAUCAUUCUUUUAAUGAAAAAUCUGACAAGAGAGAGCUACCAAGUUCCCAUAGCAACCAUUGCCAACUUUCACAUGAAAAGCCUAGGCCAGCUUGGGAGCCAUUGUUUUUG